This is a messenger RNA of Candidozyma haemuli, 966 nucleotides long. RefSeq lists its product as uncharacterized. Gene Ontology annotation, biological process: protein insertion into ER membrane. Lineage: Eukaryota; Fungi; Ascomycota; Pichiomycetes; Serinales; Metschnikowiaceae. Gene Ontology annotation, cellular component: TRC complex; cytosol. The record is from RefSeq and is a predicted model, not a curated record. The coding region runs from base 1 to 966 and encodes 321 amino acids. The transcript has a single exon. Gene Ontology annotation, molecular function: protein binding.
AUGUCUGAUAAACUACAAAAAACUAUAGCCAGGUUCCAGCUGAGAAUCGAUAAUAAGGACUUCUACGAGGCCCAUCAGACCCUCAGAACUAUCACAAACAGAUACGUCAAGUCCAAGCAGUACAGCAGUGCCAUUGACUUGUUGUACCAGGGCCUGACGAUAUUGGCUAAGAACAAGGAGUAUGCUUCUGCCAGUGAUCUUAUUGUGUACUUGAUUCUGGUGUAUGAGGAGAGCAACACGCCAUGCUCUGGCGCUGGCGAUGCUAGACAGUAUAGAACAAAGAUCAUUGAGUUGGUGUCGUUACUUCCAGAUACAGACCCUUCGUUGGGCGACUUGUCGAAACGUGCUCUACAGUGGUCGAUUAACUUUGGAGAGGUGAAGUCGAUUUUCGGCGACUCCCAUUUGCAUCAUGUGUUUGGCGUUAAGUUGCUUAACGCUUCUGCUGCUCAGCCUAGUGAAGAAGAGAAACAUAAGUUCUUUACGGUGGCUGAAUUGCACCUUGUUUUGGGCACUUACGAGUCUUUGCCUGCUUACAUUGACUUUUUGUAUAAAUGGUACGAGACUCUGGGCGGCGACCCGGGCUUGUACUUGAGCAGAGCUGUGGUCAACUAUGCGUACUUGAAGAAUGUCAAGUUCGUCCAUACUGCGAUUAAUCUCUUUUUGGCAAGGUACCUUGCUGCUGAAAAGGAGAACGUCGAGGAACUCCAGGAAGAAGGCCAGAAAUUGUUCUUCUUUGAGCUGUCCAAGCUCUUGAACUUCUUGCAGUUGUUGGCCAUCACUCUCGACAAAUCGGACGCUGGCGAUAAGUUCAUGAAGUUAUACUCCAACUACAAGCCAUUGAUCAGCCAGCAAGGUCUUAUCAACCCGAUGGACUAUCUUGGCCGCUUGUUCUUCAACUUGAAGUUGGGCAACACCUCUGGCGGCGGCAACAUGCUUGCCAACAUGAUGGGCAGUCUAUUCAAAUAA